AUGUUUCUGGCUCCGAAUCCUGUAGUUUGGUUGCGUAGGAAGGGAACGUAUACGCUUCAUGAGACAUACUGUAGCCUAACAUCAGGUCGUCAUAGGGCUGACAGCAAGCGAGACCCUUUUCUGUACGUAGAGGUAAGUGGCGACGGCGACGACGUUUGGCGACUACAGAAUGUUUUCGAACUGCUGAGAGAUCCUUCCAGAGGAGUAGUAGGCAUUUUACCAACCGACACAUCGUAUGCGUUUGUUUGUAACUUGCACUCGAGAACUGGCGUGGAGAGAAUUUACUCGCUGAAGAAGACGCCUCCGAGCGUUCGCAAGCCACUGUCUUUGCUCUGUCGAAAUCACGCAGCUAUUCAGCGAUACGCGCUUGUGCUCGACAAGCGUACCUUCAAAGUUCUCAAGGCGCUGCUUCCUGGUCCGUACACGUUUAUUUUACCGGCGACUCAUGAGGUACCUCGCGUCAUGAUCGAAAACCGGGUCCAUAGGAAAAUGUGGAAACGGCGGGAGAUAGGUGUUCGAUGGCCCCGUGAUCCAUAUUGCCAGGCUGCCAUGGAUGCUCUCGAUGGUGUCGCGCUCCUAGCAAGCUCUGUUCCAGACGAUGAAGUAGAGGAGGACGGUGUAGAUAGGGAUUAUUUGCGAAUGCUGGAGCACUGGGAACACGAAGUGGACUUUAUGAUCAACGCAGGCGCUCGAACGAUCGGAUUGAAAUCCACCGUUGUGGAUGUAACGCGAGGCUGGCGUGUCUUACGAGAAGGCCUAGGGUACGAGGAACUGCGGCAAGUUCUUGGGCGCGAACUGGGCGCGGAAAUUCUCAUGGAUGCACCAGAGGAUCGACCACCGAUUCCAGAGUAG
Cyanidioschyzon merolae strain 10D is the source of this 852-nucleotide messenger RNA. RefSeq lists its product as hypothetical. The transcript has a single exon. Lineage: Eukaryota; Rhodophyta; Bangiophyceae; Cyanidiales; Cyanidiaceae. The record is from RefSeq and is a predicted model, not a curated record. Gene Ontology annotation, molecular function: double-stranded RNA binding. Bases 1 to 852 code for a protein of 283 amino acids.